Messenger RNA from Recurvomyces mirabilis, 1620 nucleotides. RefSeq lists its product as uncharacterized. Lineage: Eukaryota; Fungi; Ascomycota; Dothideomycetes; Mycosphaerellales; Teratosphaeriaceae. The transcript has 2 exons. The coding region runs from base 1 to 1620 and encodes 539 amino acids. The record is from RefSeq and is a predicted model, not a curated record.
AUGACCGACUACGAGAGCCUGGCGGGCAUGUUUGCCAGGAUCUUGUCAAAGGAGACCCUCAACGAUGCACCAUCACGACCCCCAGGAUUCACGACUACGACGCCUCCUAGAGUUUGCUACCACACAAUCUGCACCAAAAUACCGAUAAUCAAUAAUCUUCCCCUUCCUCCGGAGCUCAGAGAUGAGAUAUACAGCUAUCUACUGCAGGCCGGCGCCGUGCGCCACUUCUCGACUGGAGCAGAGACACCGAUCAGCCUUCGCAACAUGCUGAGCGCCGCUCACACCUACCGAUUCGAGGCGGCUCUGUUUGGAGUGAACAAGCGCAUUGCACGUGAAAGCCAAGAAUUCUUCCGGAAGCACAAUCGGUUCGUUUUGCUGAAGUACAACUCACCCAGCUUCGAAAAGCAACUCCAUGCAUUGGACGUUCCUAUCGUCGCAAUGAACCCACUUCAUCAUCCCGAGGCCUCGCUUGAAGUCACCAUAUUCUGGCCGUUCGGACCCUACUAUACCAUCCACACGGACAAUGGAGAAGCACCUCCUGAGGAAGAGACAGGCACGGUACUUAUGUUGUUGCAAGAUCUGCCAAAACUCCUAAGCAUGCUGAAAUUUGUCUGCCAUUACGCGAACGGACCGAUCACAUACAUCACAUCGGCGCGCAGCGCACCCCUACAGCUCGAGCGGAGUCUCAAACGCGACCUGCCAAUCGUGUCCUUCGAAGUUCUGCGCACAGGCGGCACUCAUCACCUUUCACUCGCCGAAGAGACAACAGUGCUUCAGGGUAUUGCCACAGUACUCGGUCUUGGGCGUCAUCUUGAGUUGAUUGGCUUCAAGGCUGUAUCCGCAUCAGAACUCGAGCAAAUCAAGCUUACUGUGGCACCAACACUGGCAUGCUUGCGUGGUCUGCUGUGGGAGAGGCUCGAUACUAUGCUAGCACACAAACAAGACGUCGACGAGUUGGCCUUGUGCGGAAGACUGGAUCUCGCCGCGCGCAAGUACCGAUUCCUUCUCGACUUCGCACGAUGUGGCAGUUUGUGGCCAUGUCAACGCCAUCCCAUCUUCAUCGACAAUGACUCUUAUAACGCACUUUUGCGAUAUGACAUACUUGUCCAUGACCUCUUUUACUCUCAUGCAGUGGCACUGAUUAGCUCGGCUCGAUGCGAAGAGUUUGAGCUGCGUCAAGCCUUCAACAACGUCUGCAUAUGCUCAUCUUCCUCCCAUUUUUAUCAGCUAAACACUGCCGCGAGAGAUAGAUACACCUGGCUCGUCUGCGCUGUAGGGCUAGCUGGCAUUGCUCGAUACGGAAACAUACAGCACAACAUCAUUGUCCAAUGGAUGAAGGCGAGCGACUUUGAUCGGUCGCAUGCUGCGGACCCGAUUAAGUCCUACCUCGAAUUGUUCAGGCCAGGAUCAACUAUCAGGCUACCAUCUCCGUCCCUGACUAGCAAAGUACUUCCCGUGACACUCUCCAACUCUCAGAACGACACCGCCGUACCUCCGCGGCCAAAAACCCUUUCUUGCUGGCAGGACGAGAUGCGAUUGACGGAGUUGACAGCCGAGGAACGGCAGGUCAUAUACAAGUUUCAGUACAACGGUCAUCUGCCGAUCACCAAAUUCGAGUAG